Messenger RNA from Dendroctonus ponderosae (mountain pine beetle), 2168 nucleotides. RefSeq names its product serine/threonine-protein kinase 3. The coding region runs from base 655 to 2088 and encodes 477 amino acids. The transcript has 2 exons. Lineage: Eukaryota; Metazoa; Arthropoda; Insecta; Coleoptera; Curculionidae. The record is from RefSeq and is a predicted model, not a curated record. Gene Ontology annotation, cellular component: cytoplasm. Gene Ontology annotation, biological process: intracellular signal transduction; protein tetramerization; regulation of MAPK cascade. Gene Ontology annotation, molecular function: protein serine/threonine kinase activity; ATP binding.
CACCGGCGACUUGAGGUUUGGGGUAAAGGUCAACAACACACUUAUUAAUUGGGUUAAGCACAUUCAAAUAAACUGAUUAAUUCAUCCCUCGGUGUUACGGGAGUGCGAUCGGGCUACUAAAUAUUGUCCAAACUUGAAAUGUCACAUAAUUGUGACAUUUUUUGGUUUAUUUCAGGUUAGAAAAUCGUAUUUUUGUCAUUUCUAGUGGAUUUUUAAGUGCCAAACGGCUUUCAAAUUUCCUUCUAAACAGCGAUUGUUUUGGAUUGAACAUAGUCAAAUAGUUAAACAGCUUAAUUAAUUCUUACGGGUUAAAAAAGUGUCAACGCUGGAAACGUCGAAAAUUAAAGACAUUUUUUAGGUUGUAAAACCGCAUUUUUAUAACUUUCAAUAGAUUUUUAAACGCCUCAAUACUUCGGGUUUUUUUCACGUCGACCUAGAAACCCGAAAAACUUGCCAGUUUCAAGCAAAACAAAUUAAUUCCUUAAUGCUUAGUGGCUGCCAUGAGACGACAAAAGGUCAAUACUGAAAACGUCAAAAAGGUUUGGAUGAUCCAGGAAGUGGAUACCAUCGAAAACCUAAAAGCAUGAACUAAGAGGCAAACGGAAAGGCAUCAGUUACUCAUUCUUGUGCUUCAUCAAUCAGGAUCGAACGGAAAUGUCCGCCAGCAACUUGAAAAUGCUUAGUGAGGAAAGUCUCACUAGACAGCCCGAGGAGGUUUUUGAUAUCAUUUGUAAGCUGGGAGAAGGAGCUUAUGGUAGUGUUUAUAAAGCUUUGCAUAAAGAAUCUGAUAGUGUUGUAGCCAUUAAACAAGUACCAUUAGACACAGAUUUGCAUGAAAUUAUCAAGGAAAUCUCCAUAAUGCAACAGUGCGACAGCCCAUAUGUUGUGAGGUAUUAUGGAAGCUAUUUUAAAAAUACUGAUCUAUGGAUCAUAAUGGAAUAUUGUGGAGCAGGCAGUGUUUCUGAUAUUAUACGUCUCAGAAAAAAGACCUUAACAGAAUGCGAAAUAGCCACCAUUUUAUCGGAUGCUCUAAAAGGGUUGGAGUACCUCCAUUCCAAUCGAAAGAUCCAUCGAGACAUCAAAGCAGGGAAUAUUCUUUUGAACACGGAUGGACAUGCAAAGCUAGCAGAUUUUGGGGUUGCAGGACAACUAACCGAGACUAUUUCCAAAAGGAAUACAGUUAUUGGUUCCCCUUUUUGGAUGGCUCCCGAAAUCAUCCUGGAAAUUGGAUACGAUUGCGUAGCAGAUAUCUGGAGCAUUGGUAUAACAGCCCUUGAAAUGGCCGAGGGCAAACCACCUUACGCAGAUAUUCAUCCAAUGAGGGCCGUGUUUAUGAUUCCCACCAAGCCUCCUCCGUCUUUCCGCGAUCCAGAUCGAUGGAGUGCCGAAUUUAUCGAUUUCGUCAGUGUAUGUCUGGUGAAAAAUCCUUGUGAUCGAGCUUCAGCUACCGAUCUUAUACAGCAUCUGUUUCUGCAAAAAUCCGGUGGAGCUCAAGCGCUGGCUCAGAUGAUUUCAGAAGCUUGUGAUAUCCGAAAGAAUCAAAACUACAGCAGAGUGCUUUUGCAUGGACAACACAAGAAGACUGUUGCUGAUGCUGAUGCGGAGGCUACUUUAGUGCCAAGUAAAACACCCAGCCAAAGUGCCACCAUGGUGACUUUGCAAUCUGAUUUGGGUACAAUGGUGGUUAUAAAUAGCGACGACGAAGAUGGUGAAAGAACAAUGAAGUCUGAAGAGACUAAAAAAUAUAAGCCGUUAUUUUUGGAACAUUUUGACCAAGCUGAAUCGGAACAAGGUUCUAAAGACGCAGCGGCCCAUCCGAAUUUUGCCGUUUCAUCUAGUGGAGCAAUCGCUCAACAGUCCCAAAGCAACUUGGAACCUCUCGAUGUUAAACUGCAACGAAUCAAACCCGUUAACACCGAUUUUAGUUUUCUGAAGGAUUUGUCGUAUGAAGAAUUGAAGGAACGGUUUGAUCUUUUGGACACUGCAAUGGAAAAGGAAAUCGAGGAGCUACAUACUCAUUACAUUUUGAAAAAACAACCAGUAGAAAAUGUGAUUCAUAACAAGAGAGAGCGAAACAGGAAUUUUUAAGUAGACUAAGUUUUUUACGCUGUGACGAGGUCUUUGGGCUUUUAGAUAAUGCUUAGUGGAAAUAGAUGUUUUCAUUUCAA